GAGUGUUUGGAGCUCACAUCGCUUGCUUCCUCUCACGCAUCCCGUGUCGCACACUUCCUUCGAAGCCGCCAUUGCUGCCACCGGGCUCUCGUGCCCAUCGGCAUUCUCCCCUGCGGCUAGACCCGGCAUUCUUUCUGCACAUCGCCUUGCCGGGCAUUACACCCAUCGAGCGACGUUAGGCGUCUCUGUGGCGCAGUGGCCCCGGUCCCGGUUUUCGCGAUCCCUGAUAUUCGGCUCCGGGUUGUCGAUCUGUCGCAAUGAAUCAACAGCCGCAAUACCAACCGCCGCGGCGGACAGGCACUUUUUCGUCUCAACACGAUGAGAUGCACAUGCCGCAGGGCAUGACGGGCCACCAGAGCCAUCAGGGUCACCAAGGCCACCAAGGACACCAAGGACACCAAGGACAGCAGCAAAUGUCGCCCCGCGACUACUCGACCGGCGCCCCGCACAUCAAGCUCGACCAGGCGCCCCCGAACCUGCCCCAAGUGCCCGGCUAUCAAGGCCCCGGCAGCGUGCCAAAUGUGUUGCAGCCCGGCGGAUUGGGCUCCCGACAACCCACCGUCCCCUCCAACACCGCUCCGACCCUUCCCAGCAUGCAGCAGCAGUCGGACUACCAGUCGCACCAGAGCCAGCCAUCAAGCAAGCACACCUCGAUGAAUCUGUCACAUUCCUACACUCGCUCGAGCCCCUCCGGGCCCUACGAAUCUGGAGGGUCCGGCUACGUACCAUACACACCGACGACCCCCGGCGGCAGCGCUUCCUCCUCACAGUACAUGUCGCCCACCGAGCCAAAGUACAACACAUCCUCAAACUCUCAGCGUGUCCCCAACACGCCACUCGGGCUCGCCGAUAUCCGUCCCCGUGCUGACUCGAGCCUCUCGGAUGGCUUGCCCGGCACCCCCGGGUCCGAGCCAGCAAGCGCGCAGUCGCGAACUAGCAAUUACAUGGCCCCCUGGGCACUCUAUGCCUUUGACUGGUGCAAGUGGGCUCCCCAGGGCAACAGCGCCGGCAAGCUUGCCAUUGGUAGCUAUUUGGAAGACGGCCAUAACUACAUACAAAUCCUCGACGCCCAGCUCAUUCCCACGCCGUCCGACGUCUACGUUCCUGGGGGUUCUAAGUGGUCGAUGGACUUCACAAAAAUUGCCGAAGCGACACACUCAUACCCCGUCACCCGCCUGCUGUGGGAGCCGCCGUCGUCACAGAAGCAGUCUACAGACUUGUUGGCCACCUCGGGAGACCACCUCCGGCUCUGGUCGCUUCCCUCCGAUACCCAACAGCCUACGCCUGGUUCAUCCAUCACGUCGAGGAACGGCCGCGACCCGCCAGUCACCAAGCUUACCCCCCUAGCUCUCUUAUCAAACUCCAAAACCCCCGACCAUACCGCGCCGCUCACCUCGCUGGACUGGAACACCGUCAACCCGAGCUUGAUCAUUACCUCGAGCAUAGACACGACAUGCACAAUCUGGGAUAUCCCCUCUCUCACGGCAAAGACACAGCUGAUCGCUCAUGACAAGGAAGUUUACGAUGUGCGGUUCUGCGCCCAGAGCACCGACGUCUUCGUCAGCUGUGGCCAAGACGGCAGCGUGCGGAUGUUUGACCUUCGCAGCCUGGAACACAGCACCAUCAUCUACGAGCCCACAGGCAAAGAAGACAGAGACUCCAACGGUGGCCGUAUAAGCCCGACCCUAGCCCAGCAAACCCUCUCGCACCCGCCACCCCUCCUCCGCCUCGCAACAUCCCCACACGACCAACAUCUCCUGGCCACAUUCGCCUGCGACUCCAACGUGAUCCGCAUCCUCGAUGUCCGCCAGCCGGGCCAGGCCCUUCUCGAGCUCCGCGGCCACGGCGGUCCCGUCAACUGUGUCGAAUGGUCGCCCCUGCGCCGCGGCACGCUCGCGUCUGGCGCCGACGAUUGCCAGGUACUGAUCUGGGACCUAAUGAGCCACAACAACCCACAAAUUUCUGGGAGUGGGGGAGCUGGGCCGAACGGAGUCUCUGGACACGGUGCGCCCGGUGCGGGUGGUGAUCAUGUGCGGAGUCCCGUGAGCGGUUGGCAGUGUGAGUACGAGAUAUGCAAUCUCGGAUGGGUGCCGCGCCUGGCAUCGGGAGGAGAGUAUGGCGAGUGGUUGGGCGUUAGCGCUGGGCGAGGCAUCUGGGGUGUUCGGCUAUGAUGGGUUUCGGGGGUUGACUGAUUGAAACAUGGGAAGGGCGGUGGUUAUACCGUAUGAAACAGAAAGACCGAUGAGGGGGAAAGA
Molecule: messenger RNA, 2255 nt
Organism: Thermothelomyces thermophilus ATCC 42464
Lineage: Eukaryota; Fungi; Ascomycota; Sordariomycetes; Sordariales; Chaetomiaceae
Exons: 3
Coding region: 258-2171 (637 amino acids)
Cellular component (GO): nucleus
Molecular function (GO): protein binding
Source: RefSeq, a predicted model, not a curated record